Cladophialophora carrionii CBS 160.54 is the source of this 2448-nucleotide messenger RNA. RefSeq lists its product as uncharacterized. The transcript has 2 exons. The record is from RefSeq and is a predicted model, not a curated record. The coding region runs from base 1 to 2448 and encodes 815 amino acids. Lineage: Eukaryota; Fungi; Ascomycota; Eurotiomycetes; Chaetothyriales; Herpotrichiellaceae.
AUGUCUGCUCGAUACCAGUCAACUUCUGACGGUCAAACACCCUUCGAAUUCGAGUUCACCCGUACUCCAAGUUUUGGCCUCCACCUCUACCAGAACAAUCGACUGAUCGAUGAGAGGCGUAACGCCCACACCUUGAACGUGGAGCAUCCAGAGCUUCGGGCGCGAAGCCAGUCGUUGUCACCAUCCAUCGGGCGAACCUCGCUGGAGUCGACGCACCAUUCGGAUUCGGCUCUCCUGCAACAGAUCAGCAUGGAUAUCCCAACAUGUUAUUCUAGCCCGGACCGCCGCGCGAACCGUCCGCUGUUCCCGGAUCUGCCUUCUGCGUACGCCCAGAUCCAAGGCCGCAGAGCAGUCAGUCUCCAGCCAGUGUCAUCAAGUCGAAGUGGAACUCGCUUCCCUCUUAGUCCAUCAAGCUCGUCGUCUGACGAAGAGCUGCUCGUGCCACCUUCUCUUGGCAACAAUGGCAUACGGUUGAAGAAUCUGCGAAGUCGAAAGGUCCGCUCAGCGCAUGUUGUCCUCCACGAGGCUGAUCACCACCCUGAGUCAAGCGCAACCUUCGAAACUUCUGACGAAAAUACCGAACCCAACCGGAAGAAAGAUCGAGCUUCUACCACCCUUGAAGAAAUCGUUUCUCAGUAUGCAGACCCUAAUCCUUCGGAGUCGUCCUUGCGUCACGACAAAUUUGAGCUUGGGAGAUCAAGUGAUCACCAGAGAUCAGUGGUGGGACUCGGUCAACAGGGAGCCAGUGAGGCUGACCCCUUUCAUAUUGGAUCAUCACGACAGAGUGAUAUCGAGCCAACCUGCGAGCGUUAUCAACUGUAUGAGCAGAGAGGUGAGCCUGUCACCUUUCCAGCUCAUAGAAGUGGUGGAGCGAUGGAGCAUGAUGAAGCCUGGGAGGAAGGACUAGAGAGCAGUCGCAGCGGAUUCUUUACACCCUCAAAGCUACGUUUUCGCCUGUGCAAGAGAAAGACUGUCGACACAUGCACCUCAAGCUUGACCGGCAGAACUCCUGCGUCCCCUUGGGAUCCGCUCUCCAAUUCCACACAGUCCAAACCGUCCAGACCGCGCCCUCAACUUCACCACAAAGACCAUCCGGACCAUGCUCUUGAUCCACUUGCCCCAGGCCAACGUGGACACAGAGACAAUCCUGCAGAGAACAAAGAAAAUAAGACCAGGCAGCCAAGAUCAGCAGCAACAGUGGCACUGAUAAAAGACGCUGACGGUCAUCGCCAUCGCCAUCGCCAUCGCCAUUGCUCAAACCCUGCGCGCGUGUCUCUCGGCAGUCCGCCUCAUCCUUCAACCCUGAGUUCGAGACCUUUAAACCAAAUCACUUCGAGCUACGACAAUUCUCAAUCUCUUCCAGGCCACUCGUCUGCGUUGGUCACAUCCCAUGCUCUCGCAUCAAGCUCUCUGAUUCCCAACAUGUUUGACAACGCCUGUGUUCCGACAUCCAUGUCACCGAGCACCAUGAACUCGUCAACCGAAGAAGCACCACGAGCGGUAGCGAGCAAUUCGACAUUUGAGCUAUCUUGUCUCGGCACAAACAUUCUCAAUGACGGCGAUGCGAGAACAAAACGCUCUGAUCUUGCCUUCUAUCACGAUGGAAGCGCGGCUGUCCAUGCCGGAGAUCGUGUCGAAGGACCCAUUCAGGCUGUUCAAUCUGCGACGACCUUUAAAACUCUCAUUCCAUGCUUGAAGACAGACUCCUGCGCCAGCCACAGAAUCAUACUCCCGUACAUGACUCAGGAUGAAGCAUUGUUGGCGCAGCAUCUCUACGAAGGCGGAUACACACUGAACGAUGGUGACGUUUCUCGGUUCCUUCGAGACAGUCGGCGCCUGCGCCAUGGACUGGAAACCGCACAACAGUUCAUCGACAGUCACAGCAUGUUGGGUCGCCGGGCUUAUCGCAGCGCUGGAAGCAGCCUGGCAAACAUCUCUUCGACUUCGACCACUCUCAACCGACUACGUGUCGCCGAUGCCUCAAGUUCUGGUAGUCAUUACUCGGACGAUGACGACCAACCAGCUCGAAACAGGAGCCAGCCUGCACGCGGAGUUCUUCAGCUCUUGGGCGGCACCAGCAACACUUCCGAGUACACAAGCUUGGAGGAUUGCCGGGCGGUCUUGGUCUGCAACGAGGCGCCCAUCAGCGCCGACGAGCGAGUUGUCCAGCGUACAGCUGGCACCCUGCUGUUGGCGUUUGGUGUGGUGGCGUACCUGCCGGGCGGGUGGAUGUUGAUCCACUCGAUGGGAGAAGGAGGCCCGCUGGCCACGACGGCCAUGGCGGAGUUGACGCGGGUUCUGGUGGGGGGAGAGGAGGGUGUUGUUUGCUGUGUGCAUCCAAUGGAUGCUGCAAUGGCGCGAGCCCUGGAGAGAGCGGCGGUGGUGUUGGUGGUGUUGGGAGCCUUUUCUUGGUUGGCCGUGGCUGCGUGGGCGGCAACCUGGUGGUGA